AUGGCGGCACUGUUUGUGAAGAAGAGCGGUCAAAUUCGAGUAACCAGCGCCGUUUCGGAAACAACCACCAGUCCGCUGAAUCAUGCCGUUAUCAUGGCCAUUGAUCAGGUGGCAAACAUUCACAGAGACGUUAAAGAUGGUGAAAAAACGGUAGACCCCGAUUUACGCCAUUUCGAAGACGACUACCUGUGCACCAACUACGACUGCUACUUGAGCCAGGAUCCGUGCAUCAUGUGCGCAAUGGCCCUAGUGCACUCGAGAGUUAAGCGAGUUUUCAUCUUCAACCAGCCGUCUGAUCAGCGAGCUGAAGAGUGUGACGACGAAGCUUAUCACCUGCACAAACUGCACCUACUGCCCAAUUUGAAUCACAAGUACGAAGUUUGGAGGCUUUCCACGAGUUCAGUUGAGAACUCAGAUGAAAGCUAUCCUAGCAAAAGGGUCAAGACUAACUGUGAUUCUAAAUGA
This is a messenger RNA of Rhagoletis zephyria (snowberry fruit fly), 465 nucleotides long. Lineage: Eukaryota; Metazoa; Arthropoda; Insecta; Diptera; Tephritidae. The record is from RefSeq and is a predicted model, not a curated record.